AUGGGUCAUUCGCUCAAGGGUCGAUACUUUUAUCGUUGCUAUUCUUCCGCUAGUGCCGGUGCACUGAGAUGUGGAAAGUACGACGAUGCCCCCAAUAAGCUGUCGCACCACGAACUACUUCAUGAAUUUGCAAAUCACAGAAUCCGAACUAAGAAAGUUCCCACUGCACUCGUCUCUGUCACCGUUCGACCCCUUGAAGCCCUCCAACGUGCCUUAGCGAAAUUUUACACUCCACAGGAAUAUGCGGAGGGCCCAAAAGAGAUAUGGAUUGCGAUAUUGUUUGUUCCGGAUGAUGCCAAAAUAAAGCCUCACCGGGCCUGUGAACUUGCACAACAGUCCACAGGAAGCAAAAAUACCGAUGUUUUCAAAUAUGAAUAUCUUUUCGAACGAGAAAUCCCGAAAGCUUACGUGAAGCACAACGUCUCGCUCGAAAAGCUGCUCGAAGGUGGACUAAGCGUGAAAAGCUUCCUCGACGCUGACAAAAACUUUCCCAGCACUCUGAGAAGUUUGCAGAGAUUAGUAAUGAGAGAAUUGCUGGAUGGGGACGCAUACGGUGUUGGUCGUUGGCUAGGUGGCAUCGCACGAGCCUUCGGUAUCGGAGCACCAUUUUACGAAAUCGCCCAUAAUAUACUUUCAGAUUGCCUUAAGCGCUUCAGCUGCAUCGACGAGGAUCAUCAGUAUGGCUAUUUUCAUUGGGUGGAUGAUUAUGGAAACGUUGAAUUGUGUGGUGGUAUUGAGUUUGCAAGCAUAUGUGACAUUGAAGACGGAAUUAAAGAUGAAUUCGAUUCCUGGCUUGGCCUUUGA
Messenger RNA from Penicillium daleae, 804 nucleotides. RefSeq lists its product as uncharacterized. Lineage: Eukaryota; Fungi; Ascomycota; Eurotiomycetes; Eurotiales; Aspergillaceae. The coding region runs from base 1 to 804 and encodes 267 amino acids. The transcript has a single exon. The record is from RefSeq and is a predicted model, not a curated record.